AGCUUUUGAAGCUUAUAGAAAAAAAAGCUUGUUUAAUAGCAAAUAAUUAAGUAAUGAAGACUGGAAUAGGAAGGCUAAAACUACACUACAUGGACGAUGUAAGACAACUUAAGAACUUUAACAUUUAUAGGAUAGAGACGUAAAGCUCUUGAUUCAUGAAGGAUAUCUUUAAGGAGAGUUAAGCUCUCACAGAGUUGUUUGAACUGAAACAUCGUUCACAAUUCCAUGGCGACAAGAAGCUGCAGGAACAUCAAUUAAUGUUUUUAGAGAAGAUCUAAAAGAAAAAUUUUCGUGUAAAAAACUCAUCAAACCAAAUUAAAUGGGCAGAUUCUCUGGUUAUUACCGACACUUUCGGCUAUGACGUCCCGUCGAUCAGCGAACUGCUUGUGCAGAUUGAAAAAAGUGAAUCAAGACCUCUUCAGGAGCGGAUCUACGGUUAUCGGCGAAACUGAAAUCGGCGGUGUACGAACGAUUUAUGAAAAAUGGUUGAGUGAUCCUAAAAACGUGCCUGCUCCUUGGGAUUCAUUUUUCAAGUCAAUCUCCCAUUACGAUCGCACGAAAAUCAAAUCGAAAUCGCUGGCCGAAGUCGGGAAAAUUAAGAAAAAAGAAAAAGUUCAAAAGCGAGAUGAAAGAGAGAUCAAUUUGAAACAAUUUUUAUUGGUGCAACAAUUAAUUCGAAGCUAUCAAAUUCGUGGACACUACUUUGCCAAAUUAUAUCCAAAUUUAAGCGAAAAAAAUGCGAUUGCCGAAGAGGAACAUAAAACUUUAUUGAAGAAAGUUAAAUCCGAAUUAAAAUUGAAUAAUUUAUUUGCAUUACCGUCACCGACAACUUAUAUAAGCGGAAAAGAAACGCGUUUGAGUCUAUUUGAAAUCAUCAAUCGUUUAGAAGAUACUUAUUGUAACUCGAUAGGGUUAGAAUUUAUGCACAUGAAUAGUUUUACUCAAUGCGAUUAUUUACGCAAAGAAUUCGAAACUCCCAACAUUUUCAAUUUAACGAAAGACGAGAAAAGAUUAUUAUUUUCAAGAUUAACCCGUACAGCUUGCUUUGAAAAAUUUAUAAACACAAAUUGUCCAAGUACCGGUGGAUUAAACAGUUUGGAAGGUUGCGAAAUGUUAAUUCCCUGCAUCAGAAUGAUAAUCGAUCACAGCUCCUCAUUCGGCGUUGAUCAUUACGUUUUUGGAAUGGCACAAAAAGGGAGAUUAAACGUUUUAGCAAACAUCUUCGGAGUUCCUUUGGUGAAACUGAUGGGUUAUCUCCAUCAAAACGAAUUCUUCACGUCUUAUUUAGGGACAGAUCAAGUCAAAUUGGAUACAAAUUCGAAUAAAAAAACGAGAUUAACCAUGAUGGUUGGGCCAAACAACAUGAACAUCAUGGCUCCCAUUACGUUGGGGAGAUCCAAAAUUGAGCAAUUGUUCAAAACGGAAAACGAAAUCCUUCCGAUUUUGAUUCAUCAAAACACCGAUGUUUUGGGUUCCGAAAUUUACGCGUUAACCUGUUCAUCUGGGUCUAAUACAGGAGGAACUAUUCAUAUUGUUUUGAAUAAUUUCAAUUUGGAAUUCCAAUCGCAAUUCUUCUCAAAUUUAGCAAAAACGAUAGAUGCACCAAUUUUCCACGUUGACGCAGAAGAUCCAGAAGCUGUUCAAAGAGUGGCUAUAAUAGCAUCUGAAUGGAGGAAUCGUUUCAAAAAGGAUUGCAUAAUUAAUUUAAUGUCUUCCAACGAAAUUAAAUUCGACGAUUUGAUGGGAUUAAACCCGAAUGCCCCGCUAAAGAUUAAAUGCAAAAAAAGCAAACCAGAUGUUGUUCAAAAAUACUUUAAUCGCCUGAGUAAAGAAGGCGUAAUCACCGAAAAUUUAAUUUCGGAAUACACGGAUAAAUAUCAACAGCUUUUAAAAACGGCUUUUGAAACUUCUAAAGAUUUAGGCACGCAUGCUGUUGGUUCAUGGAUUGAUACUCCGAAAUUAGCUGGUUUUAACAAACCAGGUGAUAUUCCUUCAACGGGGAUUGAAGAAAACGAAAUUAUGUCCAUCGGUAUGAUUCAUUCUUCACCACCCCUCGGCGACUUCGUAGUCCACAGCGAAAUCGAAAGCCUCUUUAAACGUCGCACCUCACUUCUUAAAAAGAAAAAUGUUAAUUGGUCUUUAGCAGAAGCGAUUGCUUUUGGAUCAUUGUUAAAAGCAGGAAUUCAAGUUCGUUUGAGUGGAUCGAUUCAGGAAAAUAUGUGGAAAAAUCGCCAUUAUGUUAUUCAACAUCAAAAAAAGGAAAACAUUUCUUACACUCCAAUUGAUUUCGUUGAUCCAGCCCAAGCGAAAUUUUCCAUUCAAAAUCAGCAUCAUUCUUCAUCUCAAGAAGCAAUUUUAGGAUUUGAAAUCGGUUACUCUCAAUGCGACCCCAACGUUUUAGUCGUUUGGAACGCAAAAGAUGAUUCUUCCGGUAUCCCCCAAGCUGUAAUUGACGAAUAUUUAUCUUGUGGGAUAGAAAAGUGGAAAAAGCCGUCCGGAAUUGUUUUAAAUCUUCCUCACGGAAGAAACGUUACCACGAUUUCAUCGUGUUCAUUUCGCCCAGAACGAAUUCUCCAACUCUGCGCGAACGAUGAUGUGAUGGAAUUUGAUUACAAAAAGCAAUUAUUCGAAUGCAAUUGGAUUGUAACUUAUCCAACAACGCCAGCGAAUUUUUUCCACGUUCUUCGCAGACAAAUUUUGAUGCCGUUUAGAAGACCGUUAAUAAAUUUGUUACCUAGAAAUUUAAUAGCAAGCGACGCAAACAUCAGCUAUUUCGACGAAUUCAAAACUAACUCAACCUUUAAACGGAUUAUCACCGAAAAGGUCGAAGAUCCAGCUAAAAUAAAAGCGGUCGUUUUUUGUUGCGGGAAAGUGUUUUACGAAUUCGACGCGAUUCGCCAAAAAGAAAAUAGAGAUGACGUCACUUUUAUAAGAAUCGAACAGAUCUAUCCGUUCCCUUACGAUCUAAUACAAGCGGAAAUCGCUAAAUAUCCGAAAGCUAAGUUCGUUUUUGCGCAAGAAGAACCGAGAAAUAUGGGCUUUCAUCAAUAUUGUAGUCGCAAACUUAAAAACAUUUUGAAAAAUGAUCUGUUUAAAGUUAUAACCACACCCGCUACACUUCAUACUCAUUAUGACAUUUCCUCCGAUGAUUACAUCAAAAAUCAAAAAAUGAAAAUGGAUCUUAUGUCACAAAUAGAAAAUGAUCAUAACUUACCGUUAUAAUUUAAUUUUGAUUUAUGUGUGGGGUGUAAAGUUACAUUAAAUAAAUUAUAAUGUAAAAUAAUAA
Molecule: messenger RNA, 3286 nt
Organism: Onthophagus taurus
Lineage: Eukaryota; Metazoa; Arthropoda; Insecta; Coleoptera; Scarabaeidae
Source: RefSeq, a predicted model, not a curated record